Alligator sinensis (Chinese alligator) is the source of this 986-nucleotide messenger RNA. RefSeq names its product lutropin subunit beta-like. The record is from RefSeq and is a predicted model, not a curated record. Gene Ontology annotation, biological process: G protein-coupled receptor signaling pathway. Gene Ontology annotation, molecular function: hormone activity. The transcript is spliced from 3 exons. The coding region runs from base 315 to 734 and encodes 139 amino acids. NCBI's taxonomy places the organism in Eukaryota, Metazoa, Chordata, Crocodylia, Alligatoridae. Gene Ontology annotation, cellular component: extracellular region; cytoplasm.
CCAGACCCCACACCUUCCUGGAGCUGGGCUAGCUAUGAACUCCCUACCAGUGCACUUUGGGGUAGCUUGGCUGCCUGGGUUCUCUCCCUGAUUGGGGGGGGGGGGAGCAUACGUGCCGGAAGCCACCCCCAAGCAGCCUUGGCUGUGAGGCCACCUCCACCCUGUGCCCAGGCAGCCUUGGGUGCUGCCUGUGGGUGGAGAGGCCAGGGUGGGGGGCUGGGAAGGUCUGGAUAUAAGUCGGGGCUGGCCCUAUGGGUACAUAACAGGCAGCAGGGACAGAGGGGCACCACUUCCUGCCCAGCCCUGCCAGCAGCAUGAGGCCCCUGCAGCAGAGGGUGCUGCAGCUAGUGCUGCUCCUGCUAGUAGGAGCUGCAGCCCCAGGGGCCACCCGCGGGCACCGCCUGUGCCACCCUGUCAACGCCACAGUGGCCGCUGAGAAGGAAGCCUGUCCCCUGUGCAUCACCUUUACCACAGCCAUCUGCAGUGGGUACUGUCAGACUAAGGAGCCCGUAUACAAGAGUGCGCUGUCACCCGUGGCCCAGCAUGUGUGCACAUACCGUGAGGUUCGUUACGAGUCACUGGUGCUGCCUGCCUGCCCACCCGGCAUCGACCCCACCUUCACCUACCCCAUGGCCCUGAGUUGCCACUGCAGCCUCUGUCCCAUGGACUCCAGCGACUGCACUGUCCAGAGCAUCGGACCUGAUUUCUGCAGCGCCCACGGGGGCUACGCCUAGACUUGGCAAUAAACCAUCCCCACGGCAGCCCGGCUCCGCGUCCAUCUGUGUUUGUCUUUUGGCGCAGGAGCAAAAAAUACCAGGCCUCAAGCCUGCCAGCCCCUCACUCCCCAUCCCAGAUCUGGGAUAGAACCCAGGUGUCUGAGCUCCCAGCUCCUGCUGUAAUCCACCAGCCCUAAACUCCCCUCCCAGAGCUGGGAUAGUAUGUAGGGGUCUGGCCUCCCAGCCUAGAAAGAGAACCCAGGUGUCCUG